AUGAGGCCCUGUCAGAGCGACAAGUCCCUGCCCUUUCAGCCUAAUUUGGAAUGUGGUUCUGUAGCCCUAUCAGUCUCUUUUUGCCCUUGGCAGGAGCCUCUGCUGGAAGAGACGGUGAUAGUCCUGGGCCACUUGUUUUUGGUCUUCAUGCUGGGUCUGAGUAUGAACCCACUGAUCCUGGCUCAGAAUGACUACAGGUACAUAAACUUCCUGAACAGGCACCAUGAGGCCAAUCCAAGGCACCGGGAUGCAAUAUACUGUAAAACCAUGAUGGAGAGAUGAAAACUGAUUUCCUCACCCUGGAGAGACACCAACACUUUUAUUCAUGGCGUCAAGAAUAACAUCAAAGCCAUCUGUGGAGAUAAGGGAAGCCCUUACAGAGAAAACCUCAGAAUAAGCACAUCUCCUUUCCAGGUCACCAUUUGCAAGCAUAAAGGAGGGUCCCCCUGGCCUCCUUGCCGGUACCAAGCCAUGGAGGAUUCCAGGCACAUUGUCAUUGGCUGUGAAAAUGGUUUACCUGUCCAUUUUGAAGAGUCCUUUAUCCGUUCAUAA
Molecule: messenger RNA, 552 nt
Organism: Castor canadensis (American beaver)
Lineage: Eukaryota; Metazoa; Chordata; Mammalia; Rodentia; Castoridae
Source: RefSeq, a predicted model, not a curated record